Molecule: messenger RNA, 2161 nt
Organism: Eriocheir sinensis (Chinese mitten crab)
Lineage: Eukaryota; Metazoa; Arthropoda; Malacostraca; Decapoda; Varunidae
Product: forkhead box protein F1-like
Exons: 3
Coding region: 470-1861 (463 amino acids)
Biological process (GO): animal organ morphogenesis; regulation of transcription by RNA polymerase II
Cellular component (GO): nucleus
Molecular function (GO): DNA-binding transcription factor activity, RNA polymerase II-specific; RNA polymerase II cis-regulatory region sequence-specific DNA binding
Source: RefSeq, a predicted model, not a curated record
CCCGAGGACCCGGCCGGCCACCGUUACAGGCAGGCGAAACAAACAAGAAGAUAAUGAUCGUGGCAUUUUACAGAGCUGCCCGACGCCCCGCCCACGACUCCGCGCAUGCGCUCAGCGGUGUAGGGUGCCAGCGGUUGCCCCGGGCACUGGCACGCUCACCUGAGGACGACCUGACCAGUGCCACCCCUACCCGGAGCGAACUGUGACCUGCCUCUGAGCGCGAGGCAGCUUGGCUAGUGGACGUCCCCUGUCUCCCGCCGCGUGGUGCUGCUCCCCAUAAAUAUUUACUGACCUGACGCCGGUGACGGUGUGGCUGCGGGCGAGCAGUGUUGUGCCCGGCGGUGCGGCGCCUCACCACCUCCCUCCCUCAGCAGACCGCCCCAGCGCCACCAUCACGACUCUCGGCCUCAGGAGCGUGGCGGGCACGGCCGAGUUCGGUGACCUGGCACUGCUGGCCAGCGCGGUGGCCAUGAAGGGUGAGGAAGAAGGUGGAGUGGCGGCACUGGUGCCUCUAGUGCCGCCUGAGGACGCCCCUCCGCCCCCCAUCACAGAGGUGCCGUCCGACACUCCCGCCGGCGUGGCCGCGCCCUCCGCCAGCAGCGAAAAGAGCGCCGGCGGGGCGAAGCGGGGCGGCGCGCGUCGCCAGGAGAAGCCGCCCUACUCCUACAUCGCCCUCAUCGUCAUGGCCAUCCAGAGCUCGCCGCAGCGCCGCCUGACGCUUUCAGAAAUUUACCAGUUCCUGCAGCAGCGCUUCGCCUUCUUCCGCGGCUCAUACACGGGCUGGAAGAAUUCUGUGCGCCACAACCUGUCGCUCAACGAGUGCUUCAUCAAGCUGCCCAAGUCCAUGGGGCGGCCCGGCAAGGGCCAUUACUGGGCCAUCGACCCGACGGCCGAGCUCAUGUUCGAGGAAGGCUCCUUCAGGCGGCGCCCGCGGGGAUUCAGGAGGAAGGUGCAGGCGAUGAAGCCCUACCAGCUGUACCAGGGGGCGGCGCCCUCCUUGCCCUCGCACUACGACAUGUGCGGCACGCCGGCGGCCCAGUACGGCCAGUACCCGUCCUACCAGGAUUACGCGGGCUACACCCAGCCGGCCACCUCCUACAGCGCCAACAUGUACGCGCCGUGCUCCCUCUCCUCCUACAGCACCAGCGGGAGCGGCGGCGUGGCCGAGUACCAGCCCACGUCCCCGGGCGUGUACCCCGGCAUGGCGCCCACCGCGCCCCUCCCGUCCAUGGGGCCCCUGGCUGACCGAGACAUGUGGUCGGCCCUCACGCCCAACACCACACCCACCCUCACGCCCACGGCGACCUACGUCAAGCAGAGCAACAGCCCGACAAGCUCUCCUGCCCCCCUGACGCCCCCCGCGAGCGACACAAUGGGCGGGUACCCCAUGGGCGGGGGCCAGGAGCACGCCGCCCUGCACACGCCCAUCGUCACCAACACCGCCCACGUGCCGCCCUUCCAGCCCACGCACCCGCUCCACCACCACCACCACCACCACCACCACCACCCGGAUCUCGCAGCCAUCCAUAGCAUGCGAGGAAUGAGCCAACAGCAGCAACAGCACCCACAGCAACAGUUACAACAACAGCAGCAGCAGCAACAACAACAACAGCAGCAACAACAACAACAGCAACAACAGCAGCAGCAACAGAUGUCAUCACUGGUGGCGCCCACCUACGACAAGCGACUGUGGACUCCGCCCUCGACCAUGUCAGGGGGCGGGGCUCUCACGCCGACGCAGCCAGCCAUCGGAGGCAGCCUGUGCCCGUCACCCACUCACCUCCUGCCGCACCACCAGGCCACGCCCACACCGACGCCCGCACCGCCUAAUUACUUCGAAUCUGUUAAAUACUCCAUGUAACCCGCCCAGCAGAGGGAACCUGAGAUCGCUGUCCUCGCGAUACUUUAUUAUGUUGUUUUCUUCGUGUCAUGUUAAAGUUUUGGAGCACAAGGUGCGAAGCGGCGCGUCCUUGUAAAUACCCGAGGGCGCGGCGGGGCCCGGCCAGCCCCGCCGCGCCGUCGCGCCGCCUCCGCCUCUCGCCCUCACUGCUGGGAACGUGUGCAAUACUCAGAUUGUUAGUGACGCCCUCAGACCCUUAGUCCCAUAGCUUACUCCUGGACCUUCCCUCACCUAUUAUCCUGCCAGUUACAAAUUAUAUAU